Molecule: messenger RNA, 241 nt
Organism: Paramecium sonneborni
Lineage: Eukaryota; Ciliophora; Oligohymenophorea; Peniculida; Parameciidae
Source: the annotation of a GenBank genome assembly
AUGUUUUAAAUUGAAAAUCCAUUAGAAAAAAAUAUCUCAAAGUCUUUUAUUUAGAAAGAUGCCACUGAAUAAGAAUGCGAAGUUUAUGAUAAAUGUGAAAAAAUAAUCAUAAAAAUCAUCUUUACUAAAGAUUACAAAACCAUUUCUUAAAAAAAUGGAAUAAUUUUAAGAGUGUAAAGUUUAUUAAUUAGAGAAAAAGGGAAUAAGUUAUAGAUAUUGAUUAAAAGCCAGAAAUAUUGAU